AUUGAUGCAUACUCAGAUCCUAUCAACUACGACUUCCUCUUCGAUCUGGAGGAAACACAAAAUGGAUUGAUUCCCAAGGGCACCAACGCAGAGUAUUCAAAUUGUUCAACGCGUCCAUUAGUCGCCAAUGAAACGCUGGCCAAGGGAUGGAGCAAAGUAGUGUACCCACUGGAUACGAAUGCAGUUGUCAAGUUUCCAAAUCUUGAGGGAAGAACGUACCACAAUUGUUUUCAUGCAAAUUUUGGAAAAGAGGACUGGGAAGUCCGCUGUCGUCUACAGUUGUUGCGUGGAUUUAUCAACGAAAUCAAGAUGCUCCUACGACUGCAAAACGACGCAAACGUCGUAAAAGUAAGCUAG
Molecule: messenger RNA, 357 nt
Organism: Cylicostephanus goldi
Lineage: Eukaryota; Metazoa; Nematoda; Chromadorea; Rhabditida; Strongylidae
Source: the annotation of a GenBank genome assembly